This is a messenger RNA of Argentina anserina (silverweed cinquefoil), 1311 nucleotides long. Its product is annotated as protein TIC 21, chloroplastic. Bases 94 to 942 code for a protein of 282 amino acids. The record is from RefSeq and is a predicted model, not a curated record. The transcript is spliced from 4 exons. Lineage: Eukaryota; Viridiplantae; Streptophyta; Magnoliopsida; Rosales; Rosaceae.
ACUUAAAGUACGUGUUCUCUCACACCCCGACCGAACACUUCUCUCUCUUUCUCUCUCUCUUUCACUCACUCUCCCUAUCUUCGACCAAUAACUAUGCAAACACUACUCUCGCCGGCAGCUCGCUCCGGCUUCUUCCCGGCGGCGCCACCGCAGUCCUUCCCAUCUCGCCCUUCCGCUUAUCACCUCCCUCUACGGUCAAUCCCCGCCUGCCACGCCCCCGGCCUCACUCUCUCUCCUUCUUCGCCUCUAAAUCACAGAGGAUCAAAGCUCUCCUCCGCCACUACUCUCAGGGCAUCCGCCACUCCAGUUUCUCAGACCUUCUCUUCCUCCGGCAAAAACGAAGACGAUAAGACCAAGCUCCUCCAGGUAGCUAAAAGGUUGGAGAUUACAGCGAGGUAUUUCAAGAGAUUGGGUAGUUUAGGGUUUUGGGGACAGCUGGUGUGCACUGUGGUGGCUGCUGUGAUACUUUCGUUUUCGGUUGUUGUAACUGGCAAGAUUUCGUCGCCGCCUACAUUUUAUGCCACUGCUGGUGGGAUUGUUGCGGCGUUCAUUUCUGUGUUUUGGUCAUUCGGGUACAUUAGGUUGUCCGAUAAGCUCCGGAAAACUGCGAGUGACCCUGCUAAGGCCCCUCCUCGUGCUGAUGUUAUCAAAAGCUUAAGGAAUGGGAUUGGACUGAACCUUUUGGGUAUGGGUGCUGCUGUUCUUGGUAUGCAAGCCACGGUAGGAAUAUUGGUUGCUAAGGCUCUUACGUCCUCAGCUACUCCAUACUACCAGGGUCUCUCUCCUGGAUACAGUCCUGUUCUUGCAUUGGAUGUAUUCUUGGUGCAGGCAUCCGCAAACACUAUCCUUUCGCAUUUCUUGGGGCUUGUUUUCUCACUAGAGCUGUUGCGCUCAGUUUCAUUGCCACCAUCUGAAAGCAGUCCAAUUCCUAGGAUGACUUAAGCUCUUCGCCACAACCCAACAUGGUGUAUUCUGAUGUUGAAGAUGUUCUGAGUUUGAUUGUAGAUGAGUGGAGUUACUGAGAUGUUAAUGAACAACUUAAUUCUGUAUCGUAUAUUUCGCAGAUUAUUCUGCCUGUUUCCAAUUGCAAAUUAUUUGGUUACGAGGGCCAGUGUACCCGGUCUCCCUUUGGCAGUGUUUUAAGUAACGGUAGGGUAAUGGCCAUUAGCAUAGUUGAUGUUUCAAUAAUGUCAAGGUGAGCUUGUGUCAACUUUCAGUAUAGCUUCAAUUGUAGUUGGUGCCAUGAGUUUUGUCAAAAUUUUUUUGCAGGACUGGAAACAUAUACCUGAGGAAGUGAGGAUUCUGUCAUAA